UUGUUUCAUCCGCCAUUUUCCUUUAGUCGCCAUUGAGAGGUGAAAACUACGAUCAAUGUCGGUGAUAAUUUUAAGAUUUUGAGUGGUUUCUUUAAGAUUGAACCUGUUUUUAGUGUUGUGAAAUGAAAAUGAAGUGUCCUGGACUACCAUGACGCAUCAAACAAACGGUGCAAGUCUCGAGGAUUGCCACACAAACUUCUUCGCCUUGACGGAGCUGUAUGGCAUAAAAUGGCGUAAGCUCGUAUGGGGGGAGACGAGCGGCGGCGAUGGGUCCGACGAGGGCUCCGCACCGCUCGCCGACCCCGUCAUCAGCAGCUACGCUCGCUGCCUCGCCGGGGACAUCCUGUGCGUGUGGCGGCGGGUGCCGGCGCCCCAGCCCGCCGACAUCUACGAGAUGUCAGCGCCGGUGCCCCCGCCGCUAUCCCUCAGGGCCGCCAAGGAGCUGUGGAUCUUUUGGUACGGCGAGGAACCCGACUUGAACGGGCUCGUCGCACCGGAGCUCAUCGGCAGCCAAGGCGAACAGGGAUCGUGGGAAAGCGGACUGUCCUACGAGUGCCGUUCGUUACUCUUCAAGGCACUUCAUAAUCUCAUUGAAAGAUGUCUCCUAUCGAGGGACUUCGUGAGGCUAGGCAAGUGGUUUGUGCAGCCGUACGAUGGCGACGAAGAGGACGUCGGUAACAGCCCGUGGCACCUGUCAUUCUCUUUCGCGUUCUUCCUCCACGGAGAGAGCACGGUGUGCGCGUCAGUGGACGUCCGGCAACACCCACCCGUCCGGACUCUGCCCCGCCGCAACCACCACAACAACCACCAUCAGAAGGUGAUCCUAGCGCCAUUCGGUUUGGAGGGAACUCUGACCGGACGGUCGUGGAGCGACAGUGAUGCGUGCACGGCUCGACUGCUGGACUCCUGGAGGCAGCUGUACCCGCUGGAGCAGGGCUGCGGGGCCGUUGAGGUGUUGUGCGGCGGCGCCCGCAUGCGGUACCCGGUGCCGUACGCGCUGGUGACGUCGCUGCAGGCCCGGCCCGCCCCGCCCCCCGACACCGCGGCCCGCGCGCGCCGCACGCUCACCGCACUCACCUCGCCCACGCCGCAGCUGCACCACGCGGAGUCGUGCUACAGCGAAUGCGCUUCGGAGAAGUCGCCAGACUUCGUCGACCCCACCCGCAAAGUCGCAUGUUCCUGCAACAACAAGUGGCGGCGGCGGCGCGCGCGCCCCCGCCCCCCCGACCCCUUCCACCGCCGCGCCUCGCCGCUCCGCGCCCGCCGCCACAGGGACCACACAGCGACACGCGGCGCAGGCGCAUGCUCCCCGGGCAGCGGCGGCGGCUCCCCCGCGCCCCCCGCCUCCGCCCCCUCCUCCGCCGGCGCGCCCUCCGCCUCCCCCCACCACCAGCCGCCCGCGCAGCAGACUGUGAGCGGCGUACCGCCAUCGCUUCACACGCCGGCGCCUACCCCCGACCCCCUGGCGCCCCCCACCCCCGCACCACCUUCAGCGCCAGGAACCAAGCUCUUUGCACAGGGCGAUUCCCCACCGAGCGGGUCGGCGAACAACUCCAGCAGCCAGGCGGAGGCGCCGGCGCUGGAGCUGCUGAAGCGGCCGGCGCUGCCGCCGCCGGAGCCCCGCGCGGACCCGCUGGAGGACGAGCACUCGCUGCACAUGCUCUACGACUACACCACCGUCUACGCUUGGCUGGAGCAUCCGGUGAAGCGUUUCAAAAGCGAAGAGAACAGUUGGAGCGAAGAAUUAGCGUUGGGUUCCCGCGGAGGGGAUCUUUAUGCGGGACACGAACACACCACCAUGGCGACCCUGCUGCCGACAGCUGAUGUUGACAUCAAGCAGGAGAAGCAGGACCAUGAGGACGUAAAAGAGUACAAGAACCUAUUCACAUCGGACGGCCUCUGUCCAACCUUGAAGGACCUCGACCAAAUAUUCGACAACUCUGACGAUGCGGCCAGUGGCGAUGAGUCGGUAAGACUUCUGGCCGUGCAAACCCCUCCCGACUCGAACAAAUCAAUCGAGGAGUCCCGCUACAUGCGCGGCGGCUGCGUGCGCGCAGAGGAGCUGAGCAAGAUGUUCCCGACGCCGCCCAGCAUGGAGCCGCACACGCAGCCGUCCCCGGGGUUCUCUCUGCCGGAAGAAGCGACGCAGACCCAUUCGUUCACUCACUCUGGUCACGUGGUCACUCACUCCCACUCGCGACAUCUGCUCGCCGGCUCGCCUCCGCCGGAUCCUAUUGAGGAUUGGUCGUAUGUGUUCAAGCCGCCCACGAUAUACAAAUACGUGGGCUCCUCUAAAUACGCUCCGUUGACGUCGCUGCCGUCGCAGCAGCUGCCCCCCGUGCCGCUGCCCCCCGCCGCCGUGUACCGCCCCCGCUGGCAGCAGGACAAGCCGAGGGGGGAGGCGAACCGGCAAGCCGGCGUCAAACGAAGCGCGUCACCUCAAGCGGAAACGCGCGAAGCGACGCGCAACCGACGCGCGUGUUCCUCCACCCCCGCGGGGGGCGGGGCGGCGCCGGACGCCGCGCCAUCCGUCGCGCCCGCGCCUUCGCCCGCGCCGCGACUUCCCAUACAAGAACCCUCGUCUCCCAGGCCAACUCACGCGGCCUGUCCGUUGCUGCUUAACGUGCUCCUAGCUGAUACGGUCUUGAAUGUCUUUCGAGACCACAACUUCGAUAGCUGCACGCUAUGUGUCUGCAACGCUGGACCUAGAAACGUGGGCAACAUUCGUGGUGCGGACGCUGCCACAUACCUGCCCAGCCCCUCCGACCCCAGAGCCGGCGAGGACGAUGUCGGCCGGUGCAGCUGCGGGUUCAGCGCCAUCGUCAACCGGCGGCUGUCUCACAGAGCCGGUCUCUUCUAUGAGGACGAGAUGGAGAUCACGGGCCUCGCGGAGGAGCCGACGUCGCACAACGACAACUGGUUCCUGGACGUGGCAGAGAUGGUGGGCGCCGCGUGCGUGGGCGGCGCGGCCGGAGCCACGUCCGCGCUCGCGCGCGCCGCCUCCUCCUCCUCCUCCUCCUCCUCCGCCUCGUCCGCCGCGCCCGGACCAGACCACCUCGCGCUCAACGUGCUCGAAUAUUCAGACGGGGGCGCGGCGGCGACGCGGGCGCUGCGGGCGGCAGGCGGCGCGACGGCGGGCGCGGGCGCGGUGCACCGCUGGCCCUUCAUCGGGGCGCGGGCGCCGCGCUCUACGCGCGAUGUCGUCAGACUGAUGCGUCGACUGCGGCCCCUGCUGCAAGACGCGAUCCAGAAGCGGUGCUGCGGCGCCCGCAUGUGGGACGGCGUUACGGGCCCGCUGACCUGGCGCCAGUUCCACCGGCUGGCCGGCCGCGGGAACGAGGACCUCUGCGAGCCGCAGCCGGUGCCGCCGCUGCUGGUCGGCCACGACCGGGACUGGCUCUCGCUGUCGCCGUACGCCUUGAGACAUUGGGAGAGGCUAUCACUAGAACCGUAUUCGUACGCUCGUGACGUCGCCUACGUAGUCCUGGCGGCGGAGGGCGACGUCCUAACAGAACCUUUACGGAUCUUCUUCAGGGAACUGUCUACUGCUUACGAGUCGUGUCGGCUCGGGAGACAUCAGCCGGUCCACCGGAUAGCCCGGGAGGGCAUAGUCCGGGCGUCGCCGUCGGAGCGUGAGCGCGAGACGGAGCACCCGGACCCGGAGUGGUACUCUGAGCUGCCGAGCGGCCGCCUGGGCGAGUACGUGCGCGCGUACGGUGACGCGCUGCGCACGAGCGUGCUGCCGGCGCUGGCCGCGCUCACGCUGGACAAGACGCUGCUGGAGCCCGAGCGGCCGGCGCCCGAGCCCAUGCGGCCGCCGACCACGCCCGACCACCCCGCCACGCCCACUACUCAAGGCGAGCCCGAGGAGUCGGGGUUCACUGGCGGCGCGGGCGGAGGCGCGGGCUUGGGCGGCGGCGGAGGCGGGGGCGGCGGGGGCGGAGGCGGCGAGGCGGAGGAGAGCGGCGCGCCCGGGCUGGUGCUGUACGUGGUGGAGCCGCCGUGCGCGCCGGCGCUGCGCGCGCGCGCGCUGCGGGCGCUGCUGCGGCUCGCGCGCCGCGCGCAGGCCGCGCUGCCGCUACACAACCCGCACAUACAGAUAAUAUCACUGGAAGGCGUAUACGAGACGUGGGGCAUGGGCGGCUGCGUGUCGGAGCUGCGCGCGCUGGCGUUCAGCGUGUUCACGGGCGCGCGGCGGCUGCUGCAGCACCAGACCAAUGGCAAGUCGCUCACCGGCUUCGGCACUGCUGCGAGGGCCACCAACAACAAGGACGAGAAGAACAUGGUGCCGUACAAGCUGUUCUCGCCGCUGUGGGUGCUGGGCCCGGCGCGCGCAGUGCGCGACGCGGACAGCUGGGGACAGAGCUACGGCUGCGGCGGCGCCGUGCUGUUCGUGUCGUACUGUCUGUCGCACGACCAGCGCUGGCUGCUGGCGGCCGCCAGCGACGCGCGCGGCGAGCUGCUGGACACCGCCGCCAUCAACAUCGACGUGCCGCACAGAUCCCGACGGAGGAGAUCAGGUCCGGCGCGGCGGCUGGGCCUGAAGAAGCUGAUGGACUUCACGCUCGGGGUCAUGAGCCAGGCGGCCGUGCCCUGGAGGCUGGUGGUGGGCCGCGUGGGCCGCAUUGGCCACGGGGAGCUCAAAGGUUGGAGCUGGCUCCUCUCCCGCAAGAACCUGUACCGGUCGUCGACGAUGCUCCGCGAGAUGUGCAGCAGCUGCUCCGCGCUGUAUCCGGCCGGAGCGCCCGUCAUCCUGUCCGCGUGUCUGGUCUCCACGGAGCCCGACAGCUGUCUGCGGCUCAUGGCUGACAGGUUCACUCCUGACGAGAGGUUCUCGCAAGCGUCCAUACAAUCGCAUCUACACACGCCUCGAGACGUCACCGCCACGCAUAUCCUGGUGUUCCCUACAUCAGCUACCACACAGUCGAACCAACCGUUCGACCCGCCGAUGGCGAACGGCGAGGGCGACGACAUGAUCUUCAACGUGGACAUGAUGGGCGAGGAGGAGAUGGGGGAGGACAACAUCUCGGACCUGUUCAUCGGCGACGUGUUCUCGCACAUGUGGCCGCAGAACAGCCCGCGCGCGUCCCCUAGACGCAAUGAUGACGACCCCGCCAGCCACAACCACGCCGCCGCCUUCCAUCUCCAGGACGACAUGGCGGCCGAGCAGGUGGGCACGGUGCUGCAGCAGCCGCUGGCGCUGGGCUACCUGGUGUCGACGGCGCCGCUGGCGCGCAUGCCCGCGUGGUGGUGGGCGGGCUGCGGCCACCUGCGCGACGUGUGUCCCGCCUUCCUCAAGAACGCGCUGCAUCUGCACACCGGCAACGUGCAGUGCGCCGACGACUACACCUCGCUCAUGCAGCGCCGCGACCACAACGCGCAUCCGCUCGACUCGCAGACCACCACCGAUGUGCUCAGAUACGUGCUGGAGGGCUACAACGCGCUGUCGUGGCUGUCGCUGGACAGCAGCACGCACGACCGCGCGUCGUGUCUGCCGCUGCACGUGCAGGUGCUCAUGCAGCUCUACCACACGGCCGCCGCGCUCGCCUAGCUGGUUCACAGGUUCACAGGACACAUCAUCCUGAUCGAAAAUUCCUAAGACGUCAAAACUGCACAACGUUAAUAUUCAAGUUUUCACUUCUGCCGGCAAGUUUUUUUUCUGCGAUUUAAAAUGCAUGUCAUUUUGGGUAUAUACUUGACGAGUGGAUCUCGUGAUCUAUUGAUUUUUUUUUUUAAUUUUGCAAUUUAUAAUGACAUGAAAGAAGCAUAAGAAUUUGAUGAAUAGGCGUUUCGAAAUUUCCAACUCUGAUUUUGAAAAUUUAAAUGACAAAACCGGUAUAAUAAUUUCAUUAAUGGGAAUUUCGACAUUUCAUACCACAAUUUUGCAAUUUUAAACAACAAAAAACCCAAUAACAAGCCUGUUAUCUAAUUAUUAACAUUCUGCGAAUUGUUCAUGUUGUACACAUGUAAAAUCAAUAUUUUAUUACAAAACGCUGUUGAAUACUAAUGUCUCUUUUUCAACUUAAUUGGAACCACGUGAGAUCCACACGACAAGUGAAAUAUUGUUAAGUUACUACACGAUACGAAUUAAUUAAAUCAAGGAAUUUUAUACAACAUUAUUAUUUAUUUAUUUAUUGACUGUGAUUUAUUUAUUUUGUCUUAAUUUAUUCCAACAUAAAUUCCAUCAAGAACAGCGUGUAAAUAAAAUGUUAAAUAUAUUUUUAGUUCCAUUUUUAUUCUUUGCUGCUUGUUGUGUUAAGUUCAAGUGAUUAGUGAAGUCGUUUCGUGUAAAUAACAAUCGACGCUCUGCGAACAUAAGAGCUGUUUCCAAAGAUGAUGCGUCAUGUGGCGACGUUGGACUGUUCUGCAUCGACGGCAUGUUCAUAUCUUCGUCCUUUUCUGUCAUACUAGCUUACAAUACGAAAGAGAGGGACAGAAUGCGUCGUGGUGUGGUUUAGUUCGUUAGCGGCCGCGUUCGGUGCUAUAUAAAAUGUUUUUCACCCUGUCGUUCAUAAAAUUUUUGAACCCGUUUUAGUUAAAACCUGUUUCGUCCCUAUCUCACAUUAAAAUAUUUGACUUUGAAAGAUCGAGACGUAUUUAAACUAAAAUAGAUUUUAUAUUUUCUAUGUUCAUACUUUUGCAAAUAAAUUAUCUAUGAAUAAUAUGGGUAAAUAGCAACAAACGCGAGCCGAAGCAAAUGUUACCACGCACAAACUACUAAAGAUAUCAAAAAUUGUUAUAUAAAAUCUUUUAUACAUAACUAGAUAAGCCGGGAAUGUAGAUCGUUAAUUCGAUAACACGGAGGUCCAAUUUGGCAUAUGAAUGAUUUUCUAAAGUUUAUACUGUGAGAUUAUCUUCUAGGUCGUUGUCAGUUGAGACAGAAGUACCGUUAAAACUGGCUUAGUAGUAUUAUUAUGACAUGAACAUCUGUGAAGGAACAAAUGAAAUUUUGACUUAAAAUGUUUGGUGUCAACUGGAAACGAACCUCACCUUAUAACCCCCGCCCCCGGAGGGCCAGCUUCCACUGUACCUACUCUCUUCCUGAUCUCUCACUCCACAUUGUACCAUGAACCUCAUUUUGCGUAGCUUAUCGUCAAUUUUACCAUAGCUGAAUCAUUUUUAAUAUAAGAGAAGAUAUUGUAAUGUAUUUCUAAUAUAUAAAAACACAUUGGACGACCUCUCUCAGUGAAUGGUCUCUGUAAUGUUACAUGUGUUAUUAAUUAAUAUAGGUCCUUUUGAUUAGACAUUGUAAAUGAAAAAAAAAAACUAAUUUAAUCGGAAAUUACAGACAAAAUGUAUUAUUUUUUUAUGAAGUAGAUGUACUCGAAUAUUGAGCCAAUUCUUUGUGAAUAAAUUGUCUGUUUUUAAUUAAAAAUUAACUUACUGUUGAUUGCCAAAUGUAUUGCCAUUUAUUGAAAUUUUCAUUGCCACUAUCAUAAUUUGAUUCUUAAAGUAAAAAUUUAAAAGGGCCUUAUGUAAUAAAAUACACAUUUUUUUUUACUAACUUAAACACACGUCGAAAUGCCUGACAAAUGAAUGACAAAAGAAAUGUUGAAUGGGACGUCACAUGUUAUGUAUUGCAGUAAUAUUAUCUGUUGUGCUCUAUGUAUGAAAUAUUUUAUUUUUUACGUUAUGUUAAACCGGUAAGAAUUACCAAAGGAGCUAGAUAUGUGUAAAGAUAGAUACCGUAAAUUGUAUCGCUGAAACCCAAUGGACGGUGAAGAAUGAGUAAAUUAAUAUUUUAACUGAUCUGAAAUAUGACCAUCAAAUUUCGAUCAUUUGCUCAUUUCUACGCGCGUUCGGUCUCGGCGUAAUUCAAAUGUAUUAUUUUUGUAAUAUUUUUUUACGUUGGAGUAAAUUUAAAUUAUUUUCAAUCAUUCUAUUAGUUUUCGGCUCGUUAUGUAUAAGCGCGAUAGUAUUUACGAUUUAGACACAAUUAUAUUAGGCGAAUUGACCAUUGUAUUACAACUUGGGUAGUUUUUACUCAUGUACAGUUUUAUACGAGGGAACAAUCAGCUCAAUCGUUACUGCCCGCGCUGGCGCGAUUGCACUUGCAUACUAUACAGGUGGUUACAAAAAAAUACUGAAAAAAUAUGCUUAAAUUAAGCUCUUGCCUAUCCUAUAUCUUAUUUUAUAAGAUAAUGUUGUCUUUUCGUAACGUCCUGUAUAAAAACACUGUCAAAUUUUAAAGUUAACGCAAUUCGCGCGGCGUGGUGAUUGCAUUCUAAAGUAAUAUAUAUAUAUAUAUAUAUACAGAAGUUGCUAGAAAUAAUGUCUUCUUAUGAUGAAUAAACCUCCGAUUGGAAACUAAUUAGUAACACCAAUAGUUUACGAUUAGUUAAAUAGUUAUAAAGAGAGACCUAGAACAUGUUCGAAAGUAGCAUUUUUAUAAUUAGACAUUGUCGUUUUAUAACAAUAUAAAUGGAGCCGCGGAAGCAACGCAUGUUGGUUCGUUGAAUCUCCGACAUUUUAGUAGUUAUGUGAAAUUUUCUAUUUUAAUAUAUUUAAAUCGUAAGCAUUAGGCGUGCUGUGAGAUGUUAUGUAAAUGCGUCUGCGCUCGCUGCGGACCGAGUUUUAACGUCAUUUAAUUUUACUCGCGAUUCUUUUUUAAAAACACAUUUUUACGCAUUGACUGAGUUGUAUCAGACGGAUCCGAUUUAUUGAACAAAUGAUGUGAAAUCGAAAUUUGUUAUUAUUUUGUUGUUUAUGUAUAAUUUGAGCGGCCAGCGGUGGCUGACGUAGGCAAUUUGUAAAGUGUUGGCCCGGUCGUCGCCGCUUCACUGAAUUAUGCCUAGUUGAAUAUGAAAUGUUUUAAAUGUGUUACAACAUUUGAGAAUAUUUAAAGAUGUUGUAUAUAGUUUAUAUUUUGUUUUGUAAACGACAUUUGUACAUAGUCGCGGUAGUUCCCGGUAGCGUUCGGUCUGCCCUCGCCUGAGCACGUUUUAAAGAAACCACUCGUAAUAUUUGUACAGUUGUUAAGCGAGAUUCGUAUUAUAGUUGAAUGAAUUAUUUUUAGGAUUUCGUUUUUGACCUCUUUUUGUUAUUGUGAAUUGUCAAUUUUUUUAGGGAAUUGGGAUCGUACUGUACAUAGACCUCACCAUUUUGUGAAAUAUUAGUCGUAAGCCGUCAAAUCUGAUGAUUGGUGUGGAAAUCAAAUUUUCUAAGCAGAGCAAUCAUUAGAUAUCGUAAAACAAAAUUAGAGUAAUACUUGAUAUUAAUAUAACUUUAUAAAUAACUGUGAAAAUAGGUAAUAAUAAUUAUGAAUAAAAUAUUACAUAUUUAAAAA
Plodia interpunctella (Indianmeal moth) is the source of this 9286-nucleotide messenger RNA. It is a transcript of the gene skd, whose product is annotated as skuld. NCBI's taxonomy places the organism in Eukaryota, Metazoa, Arthropoda, Insecta, Lepidoptera, Pyralidae. Gene Ontology annotation, cellular component: mediator complex. Gene Ontology annotation, molecular function: transcription coactivator activity. The transcript is spliced from 32 exons. The coding region runs from base 149 to 5551 and encodes 1800 amino acids. Gene Ontology annotation, biological process: positive regulation of transcription by RNA polymerase II. The record is from RefSeq and is a predicted model, not a curated record.